Messenger RNA from Ylistrum balloti, 1152 nucleotides. RefSeq names its product alkaline phosphatase, tissue-nonspecific isozyme-like. Gene Ontology annotation, biological process: dephosphorylation. Bases 1 to 1152 code for a protein of 383 amino acids. Gene Ontology annotation, molecular function: alkaline phosphatase activity. The record is from RefSeq and is a predicted model, not a curated record. Lineage: Eukaryota; Metazoa; Mollusca; Bivalvia; Pectinida; Pectinidae. The transcript is spliced from 7 exons.
AUGUUGGUUUCAGGUCGAUCAGUGGGCGUAGUCUCAACUGCGAGGAUUACACAUGCUACACCCGCGUGUGCGUAUGCCAAAACACCGUCACGUGACUGGGAGGUAGACGGAGAGAUGGUGGGCGUGGCUGAAGGGUGUACAGACAUCGCCUCACAGCUCAUUUAUAACAAUAGUUAUGCUAAAGUAAUACUUGGUGGCGGAAGACAAUACUUUCUAGGCAGAAAUGAUUUGGAUCCAGAACUGAACCACACCAAUUCCGGUAGACAACGACUCGAUGGAGUCGAUCUGACACAGGUUUGGAAAGAUGACAAAGAUAGACGGAAAUUGUCAGCUGAAUAUGUAUGGAACAAAUCUCAGUUCGAUUCUGUAGAUCCUCGUAACACUGACUAUAUACUGGGUCUGUUCGAGGCAGGUCACAUGCAGUACGAACUGGACCGAGACAAUGGAACUGACGGAGAGCCGUCAUUAGCAGAAAUGACACAAAAAGCCAUCCAAAUCCUCCAAAAGGACUCUAAAGGAUUCUUCCUAUUGGUGGAAGGAGCACGUAUAGACCACGCCCACCAUGACAACAACGCCAGACGUUCUCUGUACGAGGUUCUAGCUUUAGAAGAUGCCGUUAAGGUUGCUAACGACAUGACUGACGAAAGUGACACCCUGAUUAUCGUUACAGCUGACCACGCUCACGUGUUCAACAUUGCAGGAUAUCCAAAACGAGGCAACGACAUUUUUGGUGUGGUUGAUAAUGUUGGAGAGGAUGCAAUAGCAGCCGAUGGUAUUCCUUUCACUACUCUCCUUUACGCCAACGGAAAUAGUUAUGACUGGGGGAACCGAACAAACGUGUCUAGCAUAGAUACAACUCAUAAAGACUACCUCCAAGUUGCGGCAGCUCCGCGAAGCUCUGAGACUCACGCAGGAAGUGACGUGACCAUCUACGCACGUGGACCGAUGUCACACCUUAUACACAGUGUGCACGAGCAGCACUACAUAGCGCAUGUUAUGACAUACGCUGCCUGUGUUGCUGAUAAUACACAGCGUUGUGAUCACCUAGAAAAUCGCGAUCCAAAUUCAGCGAACAAGAACCACGACAGGACGUAUUUAUAUGUUAUGUGUGUUUUGAUCAAUUUCCUACAUUUAUACUUUGUACAUGUCUAA